CUGAGAGCAGCUGAUGGAUUCGGACGAGCCAGGCAGGAACUAAAGACACCUCCCAAGGUGCACAAAGUCUUAUUGACUCGUUGGAUGAUGUUUAACUGACAGCCUGGACCACAUUCCACAUUAUGGAGAAAGCAGAUGCUGGCAAUCAGCCAUCAAAACCCACUGAGGAUAAAGAUCAACCCAGAAGUCUCCCUUAUUCUGUUGAAACACCAUAUGGCUUCCAUUUAGACCUGGACUUUCUGAAAUACGUGGAUGACAUUGAAAAAGGAAAUACCAUUAAAAGGGUUCACAUUCACAGGAAGGCCAAACAGCCAAAGUUCAGCACACUGCCUCGGAAUUUCAGCCUGCCUGAGAAUAGAUCCCGUGCAUACGCUUCCUCCCCCAAUAAGAGCUGGACUGCAACCUGUUCAUUUGCACAGAGGAAGGCAUCACUAGGGGCAGAAGAAACCACCUGUCUUAUCACAUCGUAUGACUCACCACAAUCUUUAACUGCAGAGGAGCCAAGUUACAGAAAAAAGGCCCUUUUAGCAGAAACAAUCAGACAAGCAGAGGUCAUCCACCAUGAAGAAGAGCCUGGCAGCUGUAGAGGGAGGCCACAGCUGUUAAGGGCUUCCAGCAUGCCAGCCAAACUUCUACCAAGUAAAAGUUCAGAAGAGGAAAGUCAGUGCUCCAAGCCUUCUCAGCCCUCUGCACUGUCUCAGCCUUGUGAUGGAAAGAGCUUCACAGAAAUUCCCUUUAGCCCUGCAAAGGAGUUACUGGAUUCACACUAUUCUGAUCGUGUCACAUUACAUUUCCCCAAAGAGCCAAGGAAUGUGCAAGAGCAAAUCAAAGUGGUGUUCCAGAAAAAUGAGCAGCCUGAGGGACAACAGGUGAAAGCCAUCCCCGAGCUGGAUCCCCAACCCUUCGAGUUUCCGAGGGAGAGAAUGCAAAUCCAAUCUCCACAUCAAAGCCAGCAUUUCAUAGCUCAAGAGCUGCUCCUGGUUACAGAGAGUGGAGGAGAGGAAUGCUACGCACCAGAGACAAAUAAAUGUCCUGAAUUAGUCAAGGAUGAAUCAAUCUCAUCAAAUGCCCCCAAGUUUAUGCAUGAAAAUGAGAACCGUGAAGAAAUAGAAUUAAACAUAAGUGAGAUCAUGCCAUGUGCACCAGAGAAGACUGAAGUUAGAAGCGUUUGGGCUAGAGCAAAUGAGGAAAACGUAGAUCUUGAACCUUUGCUUUGUGACACAGUAGAACCCAGCAGGAUCACAGCACUGAAACAACAGAUCACUGUUCUGGAGGAGCAACUAAAUAGCAAAAUAGAGGAACUUGAGCAGAUCAAAGUAGUGCUGAAGCAGCAGGAUAGUGAGAUCAAAGCAAAGGAGAGAAGCAUUAAAAUACUGGCAAGCUCCAAAGCUCAACUGGAAGAGAAACUUUGUCAGGAAAACACCAAAGAAACUGAACCGUCCAAGCAGGAUGGAAAUGUCCUGCAAUACCAUGAUGCUGCAGUGAACACUGAACUUAUGCAAGCAAACACGUUUAAGGAGGCCUAUGACAAGGGUGUCAAUGUUAAUAUUCCAGUCGCUACAGAAUCUGUAGGAUGUGGUACCUAUGGAGUGGACAAUGUGAACUUGCAGGCUAAGGAGUUAAGAAGAAUGCCUGUUCAUACGGAUCAGGGGUUGGCAGAUGUUGACACUCGUGUCAGAGAGGAAGGGGCUGCAUCUCUUGCCAAACAGAAAGGAACUGGAAUUGACACUGAGCCUCCUGUCUUUACACCACGCUUCACUGAGCUGAAGAUAGAUGAACAGAUCAAUGAUGACUGUCAACAUCAAAGAAACAGCUAUGACAGACAGUCUUGUGCUGCUAGCUCUCUGAUUGGAGAAAGCUGUUCAAGAACAGGAAGAGCUGACUCGAAUGGAAAUAAACCAGGUGGAAAUAAACCAGUUUUUGCCGGGGAUGUAAAGCAAGAUCUGAUUGAGGAGGAAAAGCAUACAGAACAACAAGAUUCCUCUGCAGAUGACCCCAUAGGCCAAUAUGUUAAAAAAAUCCAGGAGCUUUUGCAAGAGCAGUGGAUGUGCUUGGAGCAUGGCUAUCCAGAGUUAGCAAGCGCUAUUAAACACCCUGCAUCGAAGCUUAGUUCCAUCCAGAAUCAGAUAGUUAAUUCCUUAAACUUGCUGUUAUCUGCCUAUUCUACCCAAGCACCAUCAGAUAAGGAGAACUCGAACACGCAGUAUCAACAAUUGGAAAUCUCUCCAACCACAAGUCUUAAAUCAAUCAUGAAAAAGAAAGGUUAUGGUUUCCAUGCAGGAGGUAAUGGGACCAAAAAGAAUCUUCAGUUUGUUGGGGUAAAUGGUGGUUACGAAACAACGUCAAGUGAAGACACUAGCUGUGAAGACAGCUCAUCGGAAGGAAAUUCUGACAGCGAGAUGGAGAGGAAGUAUGACACUUUAGAGCACAGACAGGUGAAAGCUGCCCGUGAAAACAAACAUGCCUCAUCUGGAGUCUCCCAGUGCACUAGACAUGAAGACAAUGAGCCACAGGAACUGGAAGAAAUAACAAUGGCUAGCAUUCAACCCAAGACUGACAGAUGCAAACCCUCAGAAGAUUUCCUUGAUGGCUGCCUGUUAUUGAGCAAACACCUUUCCGAAAUAAGGACCUCCAAUGACAAACAUUUGAGACACAUCUUAAACACGGUCUGCCAAGAGUGGUUCCGAGUCUCUACUAGGAAAUCCUCCAGCCCUGAGGUUGUUGCAGCUUAUCUCAAAGAAUUCAAAGCAAUUCAUCCCCAGCUACUGAAGAUGAUCAUAAACUUGGCGGAUGGAAAUGGGAAUACAGCUCUUCAUUACAGUGUUUCCCAUUCCAACUUUCUGAUUGUGAAGCUUCUACUAGAUACAGGUGUUUGUGAUGUGGACCAUCAAAAUAAAGCUGGAUAUACUGCAGUGAUGAUCACACCACUGGCAUCAGCAGAAAGUGAUGAAGACAUGGAGGUGGUCUUAAAGCUGUUGAAAGAAGGGAACGUAAACAUACGGGCAAGUCAGGGAGGCCAGACUGCCUUAAUAUUAGGUGUCAGCCAUGACAGGGGAGAUAUGGUGAAAGCCUUGUUGUCUUGCAAGGCUGACAUAAACCAGCAGGAUGAUAAUGGAACAUCAGCACUGAUGGUUGCCUGUCAGCAUGGCAAUGCUGAGAUUGCGAAGCUUCUUCUGGCUCACCCUGGUUGUAACACUACAUUAACGGACAAGAGUGGUAAUUCUGCUCUGUCUGUCGCUCUGAAAUCUGCCCACAUGGAAAUUGCAGAGCUCCUCCAAGCCCACAUAGAGCAGAGCCGGUCUUUGGCUAAAUAAAGGAAAUGGAAAAUAGCAUUUGUCGGAAUGGGCAAUGGAUAACAAAAGGUUCAUUCUUUUAACAACUCUGCUUCCAAUUUAGAUGGAAAUGAUUGUAGCUGAUACUGCUGAUUUCUAUACUUAUUGAGGGAGUGAACUAUGUCAACUAUUUGCAUACAUUCCUAAUAUAUAAUUCCCCUCAUUAAGCCUGCUUUUAUAGUUCUAACCCAUGCAUAGUGCCAUAAAUGACUCAAAUACUGUUUCAGAGAGUUAGAUUAUUGUAUUGCCUUUUAUUAACACACUUGAUCUUGAUCUUAAAACUGAAUUCCACUAUCUACCCCUCACAGUAUAAUUUUGUCACGUUGGUGAACAAAAAACAAAUGCACAUUAGAAAAGCAAUACUUACUUUUUUUGUAAUUUUAGAUAAUGGUGUUCUUUUUAAUCAACUAUUUAAAAUGUGUCUCAUUUAACUUGCAAGUUUACAUCUUACUGUUUAUUAUUACACCUUCUGUAUGUACUAGCAGGCAAUGCUUACUCAAUAUAUAUAGCAGUAAAUACAAGUCAGGUGGAUUAUAUAAAAAUAUCAAAUCCUAUUUAUGUGUGGUUAUGUGCUCAGAAGCAAGAAUUAAAAUUAAUUCUCUAGGAAAAUAUUUGAGUGUGCCAGAUCCAAACACACAGACAUUGUUUUUCUUGUAUUCAGAAUUACCAUAUGGCUCUCAUUUUUUCUAAUUAAAUUUGACUUAAGCAGGAACCGUGGCCCACUGGCAUAUACAAUAUAUCAUUUAUAGGAUGCUGAGGUACAAUUGUGAAGUAUCAGGUUAUCCAAACACAGUACAGGAGACAAAUUACUUGAUCAUUGCAUAAACCUUCUCUGCAAGGAUGGGUUAAUACUGUCUGAAAGGUUGCAUAUUUAAAUUCAUAGAACCACUUCCGAUGAUAAUAGGUUCCACCCAGAAAGUGCCCUUUGGCCAAACAUCUGUUCUUCAGUUUCCAGCAUGCUAAACUUUUGGAACCCCCCAAACUGGGCAGAUUUAAAUCUGUGUAGUAAUUUAGCUGCCAGAUUUUUCCUGUGUAGUCUGAGUGACCUGCUCAAGGAGAGCUAGGGCUUCUCCUUGAAGUAUACAGCCCUUUGGGCCCUGGUGGGAAUCCAGCACUGUCUGCAGUGCAUAUAUAAGGCAGAUCUUUCCUACAUUCCAGUGGUCCAAGCACAGCAAUU
Terrapene triunguis (Three-toed box turtle) is the source of this 4509-nucleotide messenger RNA. Its product is annotated as KN motif and ankyrin repeat domain-containing protein 4-like. The transcript has 10 exons. Bases 123 to 3314 code for a protein of 1063 amino acids. Gene Ontology annotation, biological process: negative regulation of actin filament polymerization. NCBI's taxonomy places the organism in Eukaryota, Metazoa, Chordata, Testudines, Emydidae. Gene Ontology annotation, cellular component: cytoplasm; cytoskeleton. The record is from RefSeq and is a predicted model, not a curated record. Gene Ontology annotation, molecular function: protein binding.